AUGAAGAAUUGGGUGAGAUUGUCGAUCGGAGUGGAGAGGUCGAUGCUAGAAGACGCUUUCGUGAGGCUCAAAGGCUUCUUCGCUCGCCAUGGUUUUCAUUUUCUCUCUCGAUUGCAAAAGCUCUCACCGAUCCUUCUGAAUCGGGGAAUCGGAAUCCGUCAAGGUCUUUUAGGGGUGGAACUCGAGUUUACGGCGAAGUUCUGUUUCACGGCGGGAGGAGGGAUUUACAGAGCUCCGGCAUUGUUGGUGAAGACGGUUGUAGCAGGGAAAGGCCAUGAAGCAUAUCAGCUUGAAGGUGAUAAGAAAGAGUUUUAUGAUGAUCGAGAAGAAUGCCGGGAAGCAUUACAAUAUGUCGAUGAGCUUCACCAAGCUAGAAUAGACACAAGCGAGUUCCCAUGGCGGGUUGUCAACUUCAACAGUAUCGUCGAGUGCAAAUCUAGCGUCUCAGACGAAAAAUGGGAUGAGAUUAACUUCGAGCUCGACAAUGGAAAGUAA
Molecule: messenger RNA, 495 nt
Organism: Arabis nemorensis
Lineage: Eukaryota; Viridiplantae; Streptophyta; Magnoliopsida; Brassicales; Brassicaceae
Source: the annotation of a GenBank genome assembly